AGGAGGCCUGGCCACGACCCGGGCCGCGAGCUGAGGAGCCGCUUGGUCGCCCGCGCGCGCCUCAGACGGCGCCCCCCGACCUGGCUCCUCGCCCGCCGGCCCCGGCUCUCGGGAAGCGGGAGUGGCUUCAAGAUGGACGAAGGCGGCGGCGAGGGCGGUGGCGUGCCUGAAGACCUCUCAUUAGAAGAGAGAGAAGAACUUUUGGACAUUCGUCGAAGAAAAAAGGAACUUAUUGAUGACAUUGAGAGGCUGAAAUACGAAAUUGCAGAAGUGAUGACAGAGAUCGAUAACCUAACUUCAGUGGAGGAGAGCAAAACUACUCAGAGGAACAAGCAAAUAGCCAUGGGAAGAAAGAAAUUCAACAUGGACCCCAAAAAGGGAAUUCAGUUUCUAAUAGAAAAUGACCUGCUCCAGAGUUCCCCAGAAGACGUUUCCCAGUUCCUCUAUAAAGGAGAAGGCCUGAAUAAGACUGUCAUUGGGGACUACCUGGGUGAGAGGGAUGAAUUUAAUAUCAAAGUUCUUCAAGCUUUUGUCGAACUCCAUGAGUUUGCUGAUCUCAACCUCGUACAAGCCUUAAGGCAGUUUCUCUGGAGCUUCAGAUUGCCUGGAGAGGCUCAGAAGAUAGAUCGCAUGAUGGAGGCCUUUGCUUCACGCUACUGCCUGUGCAACCCAGGUGUCUUCCAGUCUACAGACACAUGUUAUGUGUUGUCGUUUGCCAUCAUCAUGCUCAACACCAGCCUGCACAACCACAACGUACGUGACAAGCCCACUGUGGAGCGGUUCAUCGCCAUGAACCGUGGCAUCAACGAGGGGGGAGACCUCCCUGAGGAGCUGCUGAGGAACUUAUAUGAAAGUAUUAAGAAUGAACCAUUUAAAAUCCCAGAGGAUGAUGGGAACGACCUGACACACACGUUCUUUAACCCGGACCGGGAAGGCUGGCUCCUGAAGCUGGGAGGGCGUGUGAAGACCUGGAAGCGGCGCUGGUUCAUCCUGACUGACAACUGCCUCUACUACUUUGAGUACACCACAGACAAGGAGCCUAGAGGUAUCAUCCCACUGGAAAACCUCAGCAUCAGAGAGGUGGAAGACCCACGGAAACCUAAUUGCUUUGAGCUUUACAAUCCCAGCCACAAAGGGCAGGUCAUCAAAGCCUGCAAGACAGAGGCUGAUGGCCGGGUGGUGGAGGGGAAUCACGUGGUGUAUCGCAUCUCCGCCCCGAGCCCUGAGGAGAAGGAGGAGUGGAUGAAAUCCAUCAAAGCAAGCAUCAGUAGGGAUCCUUUCUAUGACAUGUUGGCAACGAGGAAAAGGAGGAUUGCCAAUAAGAAAUAGAGCUGUCCUGUGCCAGCAGGUAAACUAAGGACCCAAACCCCGCAGCAGAUGUGACCGCUGGCCACCCCAACACGACACAGGGGAGGCACCUCCUCAGGCGGCACUGGUCCCCAGAACCAGCUGUGGCCCCAGCUGCACACCCUGACUCCUGUGCUGUGUGGCCUGGAUCAUGGUCAGCUGUGUUUCCUCCUGUUGCCCCCUGCCUUCAGAAGCAGUGGAGGGAGAUUCCCUGUGGGCAUCCGCUGGUCUCCCACUCGCCUGCCCACUCAGGCAGUGACAGUUGACCGUUCUAGAUGCUGCUGUUUUAUAUCAAAAUUGGAAUGGAAAACUACCAUUUUUUUAAAUUGAGAAUUUUUCUCAGAUAUAUAGGAUUAUAACUUUUAUAUGCCUUUUUAUAUCCUGAAAUUAUAAUGAAAGAUACUUUCUAACAGUAGUAUUUUUAGAAUGGCAGCUAUAAAUAUAACUCCUGGACACAAGUAUAUACUGUGCACCGAAAAAAAUAUAUAUGCAGCACCCAAAGGGAGGGCUGUGGGGCACUUGCACUUGGGUGGGAGCUACAGGGGGUGCCAUAGGGGAGGCCUAAUGCCCUUGAGGACCGGUACACUUGGGGGCUCCAGGUGUAAACCCUGAAACCCCCUCUCAGACUUUUUGGCCCUAUAAAUAUUUUCUAAAACCAAUCAUUAAGAUAUGGUUAUGGUUUGGGGCUGUUUGUCCUAUAACUGCUGAACCCUAGGAAAUGGGCCUCUUUCCCUGGGCAGAUCAUCCACAGGUUGGACCACAAGAAAUUGCUCUGACCAUUUCUGGCCCACACAAACAGAGUUCUACCUGCUUCCACGGAAUACAUCCAUUGCUACUUAGAAUCUUCAGCAAUGUGCUUAUCUCAGUGACAUAAUCAGAUUUCUUAACGAGUGGGUAGACAUAAUACUCCAUUGUCUUCCUCUUACAGUGCUGUGUUCUCAGGCCUGAGCUACCCUUUGAGGAGGGUGAGAGCAUGCCAUAGUUCAAGGUGUGUGGCACUUAGGGUUUUCUCUGAAUAGUUGACAUACAGCAGAGGGAUUGAUGGCCCACCAUUGAGACUGUCAGAGCUGGACAAGGACUGUGUGACAGUCCCCCUCCUGGGGAGCUUUGUUUGUUAAACCUGGGCCCUCUUCAGCUCCUUACAUGGCUGUCCUCUGGGCAGGUCCUUGGAAUACAAAGGCCCUUGUAUUCUAGGUCCCUUGUCCAGGAAUGAAAACCUGACUGAAUGCAGUUGUUUUGUUCUAAAUAGCAGAAAUAAGUCUUCCCAUGAGCUGCCUUGAGGCGGAGACUGUGCAGCCAUGGGCCCUUUGCCUCUAUGUGGCUGACCUCAGUGCAGAGGGUCCGAGGCUGAAACUCCCCGUCAUGCAUUACACUGACAUUUUGAUUUAUUGCCAAGCUUCUAUGCUGUUACCUUACUGAUACCUCAGAUCUGAAACUUUAGUGUUUGAGCAAGGCAAGUCAGCCCCUGACGUGCCUGGUGUGUAUGCAGCUUGCCCUGCACCCCCACACCCCUGCGGAGCACGAGUGCUGCCCUCACCUGGCCCAACCAUGAUGCCUCCACGCUGCGGGCCACCCUUGGGCCAGCCUGCCAGGGACUUCGGCAGUGUUGGGUCAGCAUUUCAUACGGGGCAAGCUGCUUCCUCUCUCCCGAGUGUCUAACCCAGGCUCGGCCCUGGGGAUAUGGCACUGUUUAGGGUGUUGAGGCGAGCAUGGGGUCACCUUCUGGUGACUCGCUCAUCGCCACAGCCGCCUGUGAGCCAGCUCUGCCCAAUGCCUGUUCACCCAGGAUCAUGGAGAAGGCCCUGGUGCUCAGAAUCUUAAGUACCUUGCCCUAUCGAAAGUAUUGCAUGAAGUCACCUAAUCCCAGGUUUUCUUGUGACAGUAUUAACGCUAAGGCGUCUGCCAUCAUGUGUACCUGGCCUCCACCAGGCUGCCUGGAAGUGGGACCUUCCCACUCCAGGGCGGUGAGGCUGUCAUGCUCAUUGCCUCCCCACCCAAGGGCCUGCACUCAGUCCUGAGUUACCGGUCCCAACUGUGGCCAAAGACAAAGUUUCCUCCAGAGACCAAGGGCAGUGGGCAGUUCUGAGGAGGAGCGCUGGGCGGGAGAAGGCAGCACCAUGGCCCCUCCAGCUGUCUUUCUGGGCCCAGUUAUCAUUUGAGACUUAUUUGGACUGAGCCUGGACCCUCACAAGCCACCGUUACCUAGAGGGUCCUGAAACACUUUCAAGUAGUUUAAUGUGGCACCAAAUGGAAUCAAAGCAAGAGCUGUUAAUAGAUGAAGCAGCAUUUAAUGCUUCAUAUAAAGCAAUGCCUGUUUUCAAACUUACAAGGGCAUAUUAUCUACAGAUGUGCUUUGCUGCAAAGUUAGGUCUAUUACAGACCAGAAACCCCAAAUUGUGAUUUCUCAUCUUAUUUUUUCCUUAGAAAACAUUUCUAUUUACCUAUAGUUCAUAUGUAAAUAGUGUACAUAUAUUGCUUUCUGGAGUGUUUUGUUAUUCAAUGUAUAUACAUCCUGUAACUUGCAUGAAUAUUCUAUUUAUCAAAAGUAAACAGUAAAACUGAAGGGUGUAUGGCUGUUAAAACUUGUGAAUAUUGUCUUCACUAAAUAAAAAUCACAUACAUUGUUAAAA
This is a messenger RNA of Heterocephalus glaber (naked mole-rat), 3977 nucleotides long. It is a transcript of the gene Cyth3, whose product is annotated as cytohesin 3. Gene Ontology annotation, biological process: regulation of ARF protein signal transduction. Gene Ontology annotation, molecular function: guanyl-nucleotide exchange factor activity. The record is from RefSeq and is a predicted model, not a curated record. Lineage: Eukaryota; Metazoa; Chordata; Mammalia; Rodentia; Bathyergidae.